Molecule: messenger RNA, 1383 nt
Organism: Ailuropoda melanoleuca (giant panda)
Lineage: Eukaryota; Metazoa; Chordata; Mammalia; Carnivora; Ursidae
Product: 6-phosphofructo-2-kinase/fructose-2,6-bisphosphatase 2-like
Exons: 9
Coding region: 529-1221 (230 amino acids)
Biological process (GO): fructose 2,6-bisphosphate metabolic process; fructose metabolic process
Cellular component (GO): cytosol
Molecular function (GO): ATP binding; fructose-2,6-bisphosphate 2-phosphatase activity; 6-phosphofructo-2-kinase activity
Source: RefSeq, a predicted model, not a curated record
UACGUGGAUGGGUCCAGGGAAGUUCCCGGUUCAGCAGUGAGAAUAGUUGAUUUUCUUAGGUUACGGUGUCUGGCCAAUGGGAAGGAUAUGCAAACACCCUAAGGUGUAAAGAGCUCAAGUACGGUGGUAGCUUACUUUAGCAAAGCGCCACCUUCUAAAGUUUACGUUUCAAUUUAUGGAUCUAACAAGGUCCCUCUGGGAUUCAGGGAGGAAAGCGUUAACUUCCACAGCGUUUUCCCGUCGCCAAAAAGUCGCAUCCUCUCUAGAUGGCUGUUUCGUCCCUUCUCGCGAGAGUAUGAAUAGAAGCCAAGCGUUUUAUUAGCCCCGCCUCCAGCCUUAUGAGUUGCCUAGCAACGAUGCAACCAACCUCCAAAGCGCGAGGAAACUUGGAAGCUUAAGGUCUUUCGGCUUCACAGUUUCUUCCACCUUCGGGAGCCUGCGUCAGCGAUUCCGAUUGGAGCCCCGCCCCAGGGAGCCUGCGGCCGCUGGAUUGGCCGAUGAUUCUCUCCAGACAUCUGAAGAGCUGCCAUGUCUGGGAAUACUGCAUCUUCGACAGAACAGAACAACAACAGCUGUGAAACCAAAGCCUGCAAUCUUCGAAUGUCAGAGAAGAAAUGUUCGUGGGCAUCUUAUAUGACCAACUCCCCAACUCUCAUCGUUAUGAUUGGCUUGCCAGCCCGGGGCAAAACCUACGUGUCCAAGAAACUCACACGCUACCUCAACUGGAUUGGGGUGCCCACAAAAGUGUUUAAUCUUGGGGUAUAUCGGCGUGAAGCAGUCAAGUCCUAUAAGUCCUACGACUUCUUCCGGCACGACAAUGAGGAGGCCAUGAAGAUCCGCAAACAGUGUGCUCUGGUGGCGCUGGAAGAUGUGAAGGCGUAUCUUACUGAGGAGAGCGGGCAGAUCGCGGUGUUUGAUGCCACCAAUACCACUAGGGAGAGGAGGGACAUGAUUUUGAACUUUGCCAAGGAGAAUUCCUUCAAGGUAUUCUUUGUGGAAUCUGUCUGUGAUGAUCCUGAUGUCAUUGCUGCCAACAUCCUGGGACCUUUCUUUCAUCAAGGUGAUAAAUGUGGGCCAGCGAUUCUUAGUGAACAGAGUCCAGGACUACAUCCAGAGCAAGAUAGUCUACUACCUCAUGAACAUCCACGUGCAGCCUCGCACCAUUUACCUUUGCCGACAUGGAGAGAGCGAAUUCAACCUCUCGGGGAAGAUCGGGGGUGACUCUGGCCUCUCAGUGCGGGGAAAACAGUUUGCCCAGGCUCUAAGGAAGUUUCUGGAGGAACAGGAGAUAGCAGACCUCAAAGUGUGGACGAGCCAGCUAAAGAGGACUAUCCAGACCGCUGAAUCUCUGGGUGUGACCUAUGAGCAAUGGAAGAUUCUGAA